Messenger RNA from Closterium sp. NIES-65, 1965 nucleotides. NCBI's taxonomy places the organism in Eukaryota, Viridiplantae, Streptophyta, Zygnematophyceae, Desmidiales, Closteriaceae. The record is from the annotation of a GenBank genome assembly.
AUGGCUGAUGCUGCUGUAGCUGCUACUGCCGGCGGCAUUGCUGCUAGCGGUAUUGGCAGCGUUGCUACUGCUGCUGAUGCGGCCGCGGAUGGUUCAGAAAGCGGGGUUGGGGUUAUAGGCAAGGGGGGAGAAGGGUUCAAGGAGAGACCGGGGGAGGGGGAAGAGGCGGAGAGAGCAGGCGCGGAUGGGGCUGGAAGAGGGGGGAAAAGGGCGGAGCAGGCGGGAGAUGCGCGCGGUGGUGGGGAGAAGGGACAGCUGUCGGCGCUACUGGCGAGCGGAGGGUUUUGGGGAGCGGAAGAGGAGGAGGAGGAGGAAGAGGAGGUGGGGGCGGGGAAGGGGGAGAGUGAAGGAGCGAGAGUAAGGCGAAGAGCAGGCGUUGGAUCGACGGCAGGUGAUGGUGGGGAGGGGAAUGGAGGAAUGGUGGAUGGUGGGGAUGGGGAAGGGGGAGGGCAGGAGGGGGGGGAAGGAUGGACGGGGAAGAGGAGAAGACACGAGUGGGAGCAGGACGAAACGGGGGGACGACACGAGGGGGCGUAUCGCGGGCGAGGGGGCAGGGGCGGCGGAAGGGGCGGGCGGGACGACUGGCGGGGAAGAGGAAGAGGGGGAGGGGGCGGCGGAGGCGGAGGCGGGGGGCAUAGGCGGCGCAUGGAAGUGGGUCCCUCGCGUGUGUCUGUCCCCUGCAAGUUUUACCUGGGUGGGCGCUGCAGCAAGGGCGCGUCCUGCCCCUUCCCGCACACAGGCGUUCCGCGGACCAAGAACGAGCCGUGCAAGUUCCAUGUAACGAAUUCGUGCCUUAAGGGGGAUGACUGCCCCUUCUCCCACGACUUGGCGCGCUUCCCCUGCAAGUACUUCCACGUGGGCACGGGGUGCUUGGACGGGGAAAGAUGCAGAUUCUCCCAUGGGAGCGCGGAGGAGAGGGAGUUGGUGCGGUUGAGAGAGAUUUGGCAGAGGGACAGGCCGUGGGGCGCGGCUGGGGAGAGGCAGGGGUUCAGAGAGGUGGAGAGGGGAAAGGAGGGGUUCAGGGAUGGGGGAGCGGGCGGGAGAAGGAUGGCUGGUGCUGGUGGCAGUGUGGAGCGGGGUGGUGAGGGGAGGGGGAAGGAGGGCGUAUUGGGUGCUGUUUUGGGCAGCAGGACUGCUGAGGAGGAGGAGGAGGAGGAUGACGAAGAGGAGGAAGGCAGUGCCCCGGAUCCCUAUGGUGCUGCUGGGUCAGGUCCAGGCACCCACCCAUAUGGGGCUCAUGGGGCUGACACAGACCCAUACGGGGUUCAUAUGGGCAGCACAGACCCAUACGGGGCUAGCGGGGUUGACGCAGACCCGUAUGGUGUUGGAGGGGGAGGGCCAGGGGCAGCAUCAACAUCGGUUCAUGACUUCCUGGCGCGUGCAGCUGAGUUCUUUGCCGAUGGGGGGACGGGAGGAGAGGGGGAUACACCGAUGUAUGGCAGUAUGGAGUAUAUUGGAGAGGCGGGGGGUGGGAGUGGCCCUCGAUAUAGGCCUGACUAUGGUGGAGAUGGGGGGAGAGUCUCGUAUGGGCCUGAUUAUGCUGGAGAUGGGAAGACUGCAGGGUGUGAGGCGAGGGUCCCAUUUGAGUCUGAUUAUGCUGGAGGGGCGAGUGUACCCCGAUACAGCAGCACGGGGUAUGUGGGUGCAGCAGCAGGGGAUAAAGCAGGGCAGAAUCCUUACACGUGGGAACAUGGGAAUGAAGGGGAGGAAGAGGAAGAGGAGGAGGAAGGGGAGGAGCAGCAGGAGGGCACUGCAGGAAUGGUUGAAGUGGUGCUUGCUUCACAGGGAGUGGAUACACGGGUUGAUCAUUCGGUCAGGGACCUUGAGAAGCAGCCAACAGGAAUGGUAGAGGCGUUGGCUUCUAGGAAGAAUGGAGCAGUCAGUAGCGAGGAUGCUGAUUCUGAGAGGACGGGUCGAGCGAGAGCAAAUGUUGCUUCGCUCUUGAGCCAAGUGCUAGAUAGUUAG